Cladophialophora psammophila CBS 110553 is the source of this 1707-nucleotide messenger RNA. RefSeq lists its product as uncharacterized. Gene Ontology annotation, cellular component: nucleus. Lineage: Eukaryota; Fungi; Ascomycota; Eurotiomycetes; Chaetothyriales; Herpotrichiellaceae. Gene Ontology annotation, molecular function: zinc ion binding; DNA-binding transcription factor activity, RNA polymerase II-specific; RNA polymerase II cis-regulatory region sequence-specific DNA binding. The coding region runs from base 1 to 1707 and encodes 568 amino acids. Gene Ontology annotation, biological process: DNA-templated transcription; positive regulation of transcription from RNA polymerase II promoter by galactose. The transcript has 4 exons. The record is from RefSeq and is a predicted model, not a curated record.
AUGGCUCAAUUGCUGCGGGGUGUGAACUAUCUGACCAUCUCAAGAAAUCCCGAGUUCUACGGAGGAUCGUCAUCAAAUGCCAUCAUCAGUGCGGUAGAAGCUGCAGAGGAAUCGGAAGAUCAGCCGGCCAACUCCCGGAUAGAAUGGCCUCUCAACAGAGCUAGGCUAUGGCUUGACAAUGCGGCAAACCUCAGGUUUGCCAAAGUGACAGGAUCGUCACUGCCCCCCAGACCGGUUGCAGACGACUACGUCAACCGGUACUUCCAAACUGCCCAUCGCCUAUAUCCUAUCUUGAAUCGCAUCAGUUUCAUGGAACGCUACCGCAACUUCUGGGAAGGCCUACCCACGGAAGGAAAGGGCUAUGAACUCUGGGCAGCUGUCUUGUACAUGGUUCUCGCCCACGGUCAUCAGUGCAGCACUGUCGACCCAGAUGAUCGAGUCAGAAACGAUGCCCUUGCUUCACCAUAUGGGGAGACCUGCUUCAACCUGGCCAAAUCCACCUUUGCGGAUGUACCUUUUUCUGGCGGGGACAUGUCUGCGGUAAACUCCCUGUUCCUCGCAUUCGUUUGGCUCUUUAACCAACAAAGGCUUCACGAAGCAUAUGCAAUGCUGGGAACUUCAGCAAGGGUAGGGUACGCCAUUGGCCUGCACAGAGAGCUCAUGCCGCUAGACGCUCACGUUCUUGAUACUAAUGGCUGGUGUGCAACUUGGUGGGAACUCGCUACUCUGUCAGGUCGUCCGUGCGGGAUUCAGCCCCGAGAGGUUGAUGUCAGACCAUUUCCGCUGGAUACCUCUCCGAUCGAUCUCCAAUAUCUAGAACGUAUGCGGCAGUUUUCCUACCUAGCUUGGGAUGCCUAUGAGCAAGUUUACUCGCUGGCUUUCAAACACUCUGGAGUAACUGAACGUGCAGCUGCUCUUCGUGCUGCGGAUGGUGCUAUUUGCGCUUGGUACGACGGUUGGUAUCACGACUCUACAUGGUCAAAGGAGCCCCACGGGCUUAUUAUCCGAUUGCGCUACCUAAAUCUGAGGAUCCUCCUGUACCGAGCGUUUCUGAACUUGGUUGUGCAGAAACGAGAAAAGCAAAUGGAAGUCAAGGAAGAAUCAGUUGUGGCGGCUGCAAAGUGCAUUGAAAUGGCCAUGUCCCUUGUCCACGUUACCACGUCUGCUAUCAACGCCGGAAGUUCUGGUACUCUUCAAGCAUCCCUCUUUCAUACCAUGGGCUAUCUCUGGAACGCGACGCUUACACUCCUCCUUUAUGUGAGAAGUGAUUCCACACAUGACCUUCUGGCCACCACGACACCAGACCGCGGCAAGAUCAUUGACAAUAUCGAGUCCGCCGCCGUAUUUUUGGCCAGGCACCAGGAUGCCUUACCAUUUGCUCGUGUGGCUGCUGAGAAGGUCCGCCGAUUGUUGAAAAAGGUAGCCACUGGAUAUGUUUCGAGUGACACCCCAAGUACUUCGACGGAUAUCCAUGCUGGAUUCGCUGUUCCCAAUCUGGAGUCGCCGGAUCGAAUUUUGAAUUUCGUCCCAGGAUUCGAUGUCCCGACAUUUGAUAUACCCCGAUUCAAUUUUGAAAUGGCCUUUUCAGGAACCUCACCACAAGGUGAACUCCUGGGUCUGGAGGGUCGAGAAGGCGACCGCACCAACCCUCACUGGAGCCCCGAGGGUGAAGGGUUUUACUUCUAUGACACUCCCGCGGCAGGAUAG